AUGUCUUUUGCUGGCAAACUUGUCGCCGUAACGGGCGCAGCCUCUGGGAUCGGCCUAGCCGCCGCUCGAUUACUCGCCCAACGUGAAUCGGAGAACAGCCCUAAGUCACACAUUCUAACAACAGCGUUGGAUGUCCGCGAUUCCGCACAGGUCGACUCGUGGAUCAAAAAAAGCACAGACAAACUGGGUCCUUUAUACGGAGCAGCUAACGUUGCAGGAGUCACUGAAAAGCAAUUAUCGGGCGAUCCUCUCGACGCUGCAGAAUGGGAUCAUAUAAUCGGGACUAAUUUGACGGGGGUAAUGCAUUGUGUCCAGGCGCAGGCCAGGAAAGCAUCUUCUGAGGGCGCAUCUAUUGUGAAUGUCUCGAGUAUCGUAGGUAAACAUGGAGUUGUGGGAUUGACGCGGAGAAUCGCUCAGCAUUUGGCGCCGAAAAAUAUCAGGGUGAAUUGCGUGGCACCAACACUUACUGAGAAGGCAUUCAAAGAGCAUCAAAUCCCCGAGAAUUUGAUGUCGGAUAUGCAGUGGCUUGCUAAACCGGAAGAAGUAGCGAGGGGGAUCGCCUUUCUUCUCAGCCAGGAAGCCCCAUUCAUGACGGGGUCUACAUACCCUGUGGAUGGGGGCUAUUUGUACUGA
Aspergillus costaricaensis CBS 115574 is the source of this 633-nucleotide messenger RNA. Its product is annotated as SDR family NAD(P)-dependent oxidoreductase. The record is from RefSeq and is a predicted model, not a curated record. NCBI's taxonomy places the organism in Eukaryota, Fungi, Ascomycota, Eurotiomycetes, Eurotiales, Aspergillaceae. Bases 1 to 633 code for a protein of 210 amino acids. The transcript is spliced from 4 exons. Gene Ontology annotation, molecular function: oxidoreductase activity, acting on the CH-OH group of donors, NAD or NADP as acceptor.